This is a messenger RNA of Salarias fasciatus (jewelled blenny), 2651 nucleotides long. RefSeq names its product 5-hydroxytryptamine receptor 3A-like. The transcript is spliced from 9 exons. The coding region runs from base 30 to 1490 and encodes 486 amino acids. The record is from RefSeq and is a predicted model, not a curated record. Gene Ontology annotation, molecular function: transmembrane signaling receptor activity; extracellular ligand-gated monoatomic ion channel activity. Gene Ontology annotation, biological process: monoatomic ion transmembrane transport. Lineage: Eukaryota; Metazoa; Chordata; Actinopteri; Blenniiformes; Blenniidae. Gene Ontology annotation, cellular component: membrane.
ACCCAUCUUAAAUUCUUGCAAUAGUCAUAAUGAAAGUAACAAUGGAAAAAAAUAAGAUUGCUGAGCUUCUCUGUGUCUGCUUCAUGCUGUCUCAAGGUUUGGCUGCAACUUUGAAUUGCUCCAGCCCAACUGCUCCUGCUCUGUUUAGGGAACUGGAGAGGAAUUUGUUCCCAGAACAUUUGAUGCGUCCGGUUGAAACCUUUUCAACUCCCAUCAACAUCACUCUUGGGAUCACUGUUGUUGGGAUUUUAGGACUAGAUGAAAAAUCCCAAACCUUGAGUACAGUCUUAUGGGAAGUCCUGGAGUGGGAUAUUUACGGUCUGAACUGGGAUGAGCAGGAAUGUGGAACCAAACGAGUGUCUGUACCUCGGGAUAAACUUUGGAUCCCAGAUAUUCUCAUUGCUGAACUAUUGGGUGACAACAACUAUCAAAGGACUCCCUAUGUCUACCUUUACAACACAGGCCAUGUAUAUGAUGAUAAGCCCAUCAGUAUGGUCAGCUCAUGCCGUUUAAAUAUCUACACUUUCCCCUUCGACAUCCAAAACUGCUCCCUGACCUUUGGAUCAUACCUGCACUUUGCUGACGACAUCAGGUUGAUUCAGGGCAGUUCAUCCGAAGACAUCCUGCAGGAGUCCAGAGACGUGAUGGAGACCAGUGGGGAGUGGGAGCUGGCGGACAUCAACGUAGCUGGGACCACUCUGGCCUUAGAAAGUGGAGAGUACUCUGAGAUCCAGUUCUUUAUUGUUCUGAGGCGUAGACCCAUCCUGUAUGUGGUGAACCUGCUGAUCCCCAGCGGCUUCCUGAUCACAGUGGACCUCUUCAGCUUCCUGCUGCCUCCGCAGAGCGUCGAUCGCUGCUCCUUCAAGAUGACCCUCAUCCUGGGCUACACCGUCUUCCUGCUCAUUAUGAAUGACCUGCUGCCGGUCACUGGGGAAACAACACCUCUCAUCAAUGUUUUCUUCUCAAUCAGUCUGGCUCUGAUGGUGGCCAGCUUGCUGGAGACCAUUUUCAUCACCAAUAUCCAGUUUGCCUCCAGCCAGUACGGCACGGUUCCUCACUGGCUCAAAGUCCUCGUCCUGCGCUACCUCGUCGUUAUCGUGUGUCUCCGUACAAAGGAAAAGACCACCCGGAUCACAGUCUGCAUCGGCCCGUCCAACGGAGAUAUAGCAGCAGUGAAUACAAUAUCUACAAACAGCUCAGGGACUCAGAUCAUCUCGAAUAACACACUUCCAGACAAACUCACUCCAGCCCCGCCAGAUCCUCCUCAUCAUCAUCUGUCCAUGGAUUUAUUGAAGAAGCUCAGUCGGGAUCUGGCAGCCAUCCGACUUCAGAUGGAAAAACACUUCCAGGGGAGCAUCGCCUCACAGGAAUGGCAAAUGAUUGGGACCGUGAUCGACCGCCUGCUCUUCAUCUUGUACAUUGUCUUCAUCCUGUCCAGCUUCAUCACCAUCUCUGGAAUCUGGAUCUGGAACAAUUCAUACUCAACAUGAUUGGAGCUUGGACAGGAAAACAGGACUGAGUUAUAUUUUCUUAUCAUACUCAUAGCAAAACACCAUAUACAGUAACGUUUGUGGAUCUUGGAAAGGUUUGGAACAUUUUCCAGAUCAAACAACUGAUGCAGUAAAAACAACAGAUCAACUCUUGUAAUCUUAAAAAAAUGAAAAAACUCACACAUUGGGUACAGUUUGCACCAUGUCACCUACUUUGCUCACCUUAAAUCAGUAAGUUCAGCCAUGAAUGUCCACCAUUUGCAAUAAUAGUCAAGCUUUGUGUUUUCUACUUUUUGUAGUAUUUUUUUUUUCUUGCAACGCAAACAUGUUCGUUUUGUGUAACUUUAAACAUGUCAUUGUCUGAGAAAUGUGCAUUGGACAUUGUUAUUUCAAACAGGUAAACUGAAUUGAAUGCCUGCUGUUGUAAAUCUAAUCAAAGCUGUUGAAAAGUGACUCAUUCUCUUUCUAUCUUUUGAGAGGAGUACUUUGCACCUUUGAGUAUUUCAACAUCAUUACCGGUCCUUUCAUUCUAACCCUAAACGCUCAUUGUGAGUCAUUUUGCUCGGGAUCAGUGUUUUGAUGUUGGAAAGUAACAGUGGGGCUUCUUUACUGCCACCACUACUUUUUAUAAUGAAAAUGUCACCAUGUGUUUACGACGACAGAGACACUGAUAACAGUAACACAAUCACGAGUGUCAUUGUGCUCAUUGUCACGUUUUCCUGUCGUAGGUCUGCAGAGCUGCUCUCUGUUCCCUGAGCCAACUGGCAUUGCUUCAUCAUAAGUUGAACAUUUGCAUAAACGUUGACCAAAUGAAGCUGUUUUCAGUGAGGAAAGAGUUCUGUUAUUUCUUUUAACUCCUGUUUAGAAGCUUCUCAUCGAAGUCAUGCUCACCGUCAAUAAUGGAAUUGACGUGCAAUUGUCAGAAAACAUCCAGCAAGGAUGGCGUUAUUAGGAAAAAAGAAAGAAAGCAGGAUUAUUUCUCUUCAUUUAACCCAGGGUUAUUCUGAACUACACAAACUAGGAAUGGAUUGCCACAGUUGCACGUCCGGGUAGCUGGUGGAGGUCGAGAUCCCCUACGCAGACUUGGGAAUCUAACCGUCACCACUCUGAAAAAAUGCUUGCUUCUCUCACCGCUAGGCUGCCACAUAGAAAACCUAAAGA